This is a messenger RNA of Laetiporus sulphureus 93-53, 2874 nucleotides long. Its product is annotated as PIN domain-like protein. The transcript is spliced from 4 exons. Gene Ontology annotation, cellular component: nucleus; cytoplasm. Gene Ontology annotation, molecular function: DNA binding; 5'-3' exonuclease activity; 5'-flap endonuclease activity. The coding region runs from base 1 to 2874 and encodes 957 amino acids. The record is from RefSeq and is a predicted model, not a curated record. Lineage: Eukaryota; Fungi; Basidiomycota; Agaricomycetes; Polyporales; Laetiporaceae.
AUGCCUGGUAUUUUGAGCCCUGAAGUGUUCAAGCCGCUUCCAGAGCGUUUGAAAUCGCUAUCCGGUAAAAGAAUAGUGAUCGAUGGCACGCUCAUCACACAACGCCUCUACCGCUCUCCCGUGGAACAUGAAAAGCGACAUAUUCUUGGUUGGUAUCGCUUAAUCAAGCAGCUUACAGACCAUGGUGUGCAAGUGAUUUGUGUUUUUGAUGGCAAGGAACGCAAUGUGGCGAAGGCAAUGGAGACAAAGAGGAGGGAGGAUUUGCGUAGACUUGUUAAGGCUCAAGCCGUUGAAGAACAAAAGCGCUACAGCAGACUUAGCAAAGUGCAUCGCUUUGUGGAACCUCUGGACCGCCCUAUGCGGGAGGACCUCACAGAAAGAUUACGUUCAAUGAUAAACAAUAUGGAACAUAUCCUGAAUGCCCAAAAUCAACCGUCCUUGAAAGCUACCGCUGAUCAGGCGCAGCAACUAACGGUGGAUUCGGAGGAUCGAUUAUUCCCUGCGCUGUCUGCAUGCGAGGCUUGUGAUGACCAGCGGAAGUCCCAUACAUCAGAAGCCCUUUCACAGCAUAGUAGCAUGCCCGCCAUUGUAUCGAAUUUACCCCGGGAUGCUUCUGGACUUCAUUUGGAUGAGCUGGCCACUUUCCACAUGACGGAUGACCAGCACAAAGAGACAUCUCUAGAGAUACAGAUAGAACAGACCGCGCCGAGUUUCCCAUCACUACAUGACACAAAAAUGUUCAUACAAGACGGGUCGCUGGUGGACAACAGCUCGGCCGCUCCUUCAUUACCGCCUGUCCAAGAGUCCAAGGCAGUCGAAGAGACUGUCUUGGAAGAAACCAUGGAAGAAUCGCCAGCGGACAGUAUCUCGGCCGCCUUCUCGUUACCGCCUGAACGAGAGCCGAGGACAGUUGGGGAGACUGUCUUGGAAGAAACCAUGGAAGAAUCGCCAGCGGACAGUAUCUCGGCCGCCUUCUCGUUACCGCCUGAACGAGAGCCGAGGACAGUUGGGGAGACUGCCUCGGAAGAGACAAUAGAGCAACUGCACAGGAACGAUACUCUUACCGCGUCAUCGCUACCGCUUGAGCAAGAGUCGAGACUAUCAGAUCAGAAUGUCGCAGAAGGAGCAUCUUCUGUCUCGGCCGCCUUCUCGUUGACGCCUGAACGAGAGCCGAGGACAGUUGGGGGGACUGCCUCGGAAGAGGUCAUAGAGCAUUCGCACGGGGACGAUACUUUCGCCGCGACAUCGCUGCUGCCUGAUCAAGAGUCGAGACCAGCAGAACAGAGUGUCGCAGAAGAGGCGUCUUCUGAAGAGACUGUUUUGGAAGAGACCACGGAGGAAUUGCCAGCGGACAGUAUCUCGGCCGCCUUCUCGUUACUGCCUGAUCAAGAGUCGAGGACAAUUGAGCAGACUGCCUCGGAGGAGGUCAUAGAGCAUUUGCACGGGGAUGAUGCUUUCGCCGUGUCAUCGCUGCCGCUUAAUCAAGACUCGAGACAAGCGGAUCAGAAUGACAUAGAAGAGGCAUCUUCUGAAGAGACUGUCCUGGAAGAGACUAUGGAGGAAUUGCCAACGGACAGCAUCUCGGCCGCCUUCACGUUACCGCCUGAUCGAGAGUCGACGACAGAACUGCGUGGAGUCGAUACUUCCGCCGCUUCACCGCUGCCGCUUGAUCAAGAGCCGAGACCAGCAGAUCAGAAUGUCGUAGAAGAGGCGUCUCCUGGUAUUUCUUCCUCAGAUGGUACCAUAUUUGUGCGGAAUUUGAUGGGGCUCACCAACGAGGCAUCUGCAGAUACGAAUGAACACGCUUAUACUGCUCCACAAGAGCCAGAAAUUGCGCCUGAGGACAUCAUUCCAGCCAUUCUUGAGUGCUAUGACGACUUUUGGCAGAGCGCAAGCAAAGUAAAAGCCCUGCCCGAACCAUCAUCAGCGGAAUGCGUCACUUCCACCGGGCUCGUGGAAUCUGCGGAAGAGGCUCCUGGCGAGAUGAAACUGACUGAAAUGUCUAAGAAACAGAAGCAGCUCAUCACAGAAGAGAGCCUCGUUUGGAGCCGUCUGGCAGAGUCUCCUCCUAACAACUCUGCAUCCGAAACUGUCGAAUCAGAGCUCGCCGCCCUGAUGGACAAGAGCAGCGCUAUGGUGGAGUCAUUCAAAAGGCGUGUUGAUGGACCGACGUCUCAGACGUAUGAAGAGAGCAAGGAAAUUAUACGUGCUAUGGGGAUACCCGUUAUUGAUACUUCUGGGCCAUACGAGGCUGAAGCACUUGCUUCCUUACUGAUGCUCAAGGGCCAUGUGGACUACGUCGCCAGCGAAGACACGGACGUAUUGGCUUUCCAAGCAACGUUGCUUAGGAAUCUCAGCAGUCUCCAGGACCUUCUUGAUGUCAUAUCGGGUGCAGAGGUGCGAGAUGCCUUGCAGCUCGAUCCUGACAGCUUCCUCGAUUUUCUCCUGCUUAUGGGCACAGACUUUUCUGUUCGCAUCAAAAAUCUCGGACCCGUGAACGCUUUGAAAUUUAUCCGGAAAUAUGGAUCCAUCGAGCGCAUAGUGAAGAUUUUGGAUGGUCACCAGAGGUUCCGGCUGCCGUUCCCGCGCGACGAGUAUUUAGGUCAAGUGAGGCAGGCAAGACAAGCGUUUACGAAACUUCCGCCAAUGCCGGACCUUGCUUUGUUGCAGCCUCAGGAGUUCAACGAGGACGAGGUGGACAGAUUGCUGUCGCAUCAUGAAUUAGCAUCCGCUGCUGAAUUGGAUCAGUAUUUCGCCGCACAGUUACCCACUGCUGGGUUUGAGGAUUAUAACAAUGCAUUCUCUGGAAACUACUUCAAUAGCAAAGGAUUGGUUCGAAACUACUCCGAUGACGAUCCUGAUGAAUCAGAAUAA